GCCCCGAACACACUCAAGUUCCAGCGAUCGCCACAGAGGGCGAAAAGUCAACCGCGGCACGUUCCAGCCCGAAGUGCUUGUUGCGUCGACAGUGCCAAGGUCGUCUGAUAUGAAGACCGCCGUGGUGUUUGUGCUGGCCGCCUGCCUCGCGGCUGUGGCGAUGAGCGCUGGAGGCCGGGCUUCUUCGCGCCGUGAAGAAUUCACCAGAUGGAGACAGUGCAUGGCUGAAAAGCUGCCGACUGACAAAGCACAGGAGUACGAAAACUGCCGCAACCACUCCCGUGGCACUGAGAUGCGCAAGUUCAGACAGGGUCUGGAGUGCGUUCUGAAAAGCUACAACCUCGUACAAAGGAACGAUGUCGACUUGAACCGCAUGAGGGAGCUGGCUCAGAAUGUCACAAAGCCGGAACUGAGGGCUGCUUUUCAAGAGUGCCCCCAGGAUGAACACAACAGCAAAGUCGCAAAGGCCGUGAAGUGCGUCAUCGACCACCUCGAGACGUCCUGCCCUGUACCUGCCGGUGGAGACAGGGAGUAAAGACUGGCAUCGUUGUGACGUCAGACUUCCCAUUGGAUAACCACUGCACAUCGAUCAACAAGUAAACUCGUGUUGUGGUGCUUGCUAUUAUCUUUAAUACCACAAGUGCUAAUAGAAGAAGCGCUCUACCGAAAAAGUUAUCAAACCGAACGGACAAGACUGCAAUUUUUUCCAAUGCAAAUAAAAAAAAAAUGUUACUUACAGACUGUGCUGGUAUUGUCAUCA
Dermacentor andersoni is the source of this 760-nucleotide messenger RNA. NCBI's taxonomy places the organism in Eukaryota, Metazoa, Arthropoda, Arachnida, Ixodida, Ixodidae. The record is from RefSeq and is a predicted model, not a curated record.